ACGUAGUGCACACUAUGACAACUUACUUCCGGUGUUUGCAAAGCUUGCUUUCCAUAGCAUUCAGUUGGUGUAUUUUUUUCGAAAACUAUUUAAAUGUGUUUUGUUGUGAAUAGGCAGUAUGAAAGAAACGGAUCUGACAUUUACCGACGAGAUUCACUUACGAGUUUAAAUGUCGUUGCGUAGUUAGUCGACGAGACUAUUUGUUUCGAGCCAUAAACUGAGCUGUUUCCGCAUUUUUUGGCUCUUGUUUGUGCCCUGACAAACUCGCUACGAAUCCUCAAUUAUAUUUGUCCGUUUGGCUGUUCUCUUAAGUAUUUCACAAUGAACAUUUUGCCCAAAAAGAGCUGGCAUGUGCGUAAUAAGGACAACAUUGCGCGCGUGCGCCGCGACGAGGCUCGUGCAGCAGAGGAAGAACGCGAGAUUCAAAAGCGAGUGGAACGCGCAGAGCAAGAGGCUCGAACAGAGUAUUUGAGAAAGAAAUCUCGAGCCGCCCUUCAGCAGACAGGGGAAUGGACUGAGGAUGGAGAGGCGGCAGAGACAAGCCGAGGAGCCAGAGAGAUAGAACACCUAAAUCUUUUUCCACUAGAGGACUCAUCUGAAAAGAAAGGAAAUGCAGAAUACCUCAAAGAGAAGAAGGAAGAGAAGGAGAAGCAAGAACGUGCUAUUGGGAUUUUAGUGUCUCUAGGUCCCGCUCCUGGAACAGAAGCCACUCCCUGGUACCUGAAAGAUGGAAAAGACAAAGAGGAAGAGAGAGACAAAAAAGAGAAAGGCAAAAACAAGCAAAGAAGCAUAACUGAAGAGGAAAGAGAAAAGAAAGACAGGAAGCUGAAAGACAGUUUGGAUCCCCUUAAAGAAAUGAAGAAAGCACUGGCAGUGAAGGACAGAAAGGAGAAAAAGCAUAAGAAGAAGGAGAAGAAAGACAGAGGAGAGAAGAGGGGUGGAGAGAGUUCAAUUGAGAGGUUAAGGGCUGAACGAUUGCAGAGAGAAGCGGAGGAGAGGAAAAGGACACAGGCUUUACUGGAACAGAGGAGUGGAGGCGGGAAAGAAAAAGAGCUCGAGCGAGAGAUGGGGGAUCGAGACAGACCAUACAACAGCGCCUACUUUCCCGAAUUGGCACGGAAAAGGCAAAGGAGAGACAGAGAUCAGUUUGGCUUUUAUUAGCUAACAAAGGCUUUAAUUCACUAAGUCUAGAAUUUGCAGAACUGUUUUGUGAUCGGACAAGAAAUUAACCACAUGCAAAGUGUGAAAACCAUUUAAAAUGACUGAUUGCUACCUAAAAGCCAUCGAUCUGGGCCUCUGCAUCACUUUUACUGGCUUCAGAUGACUUGGUAAAAAAUGGACAAACAGGAAAACUUCCUGUUUGCCUGUAUUUGUGCUGACAGCACAAGAGCAAAUAAGCUGUUGUAAAAAUGUCGUCUUUUGAUUUGUAUGACCUGCAUCAGUUGUUUUCCUGUACAAAUAUGAGGCAUCAGCAUUAAAACAUGGACAAGCCA
Megalobrama amblycephala (Wuchang bream) is the source of this 1493-nucleotide messenger RNA. It is a transcript of the gene leng1, whose product is annotated as leukocyte receptor cluster (LRC) member 1. Lineage: Eukaryota; Metazoa; Chordata; Actinopteri; Cypriniformes; Xenocyprididae. The coding region runs from base 322 to 1161 and encodes 279 amino acids. The record is from RefSeq and is a predicted model, not a curated record. The transcript is spliced from 4 exons.